AUGGAUAGACACGCACCCCAACAGUCAGUGUACCCACGAAGCCACGUUGGUUUCGACAGCAUCACAACGCAAAUUGAGCGCAAGCUGUUGAAGCGCGGUUUCCAAUUCAAUGUCAUCUGCGUUGGACAAACUGGUCUCGGAAAGUCGACCCUCAUUAACACCAUCUUUGCUUCGCACCUGAUCGACUCGAAAGGAAGACUCGCUCCCGAUGAGCCAGUACGAUCGACCACCGAGAUCCAAACUGUCUCUCACGUUAUCGAGGAAAAUGGUGUUCGUCUGCGAUUGAACAUCGUUGAUACCCCAGGAUAUGGCGACCAGGUCAACAACGACAGAUGCUGGGACCCAAUUGUCAAAUACAUCAAGGACCAGCACUCUGCAUAUCUACGAAAGGAGCUCACAGCUCAGCGCGAACGAUAUAUUCAAGACACCCGGAUUCACUGCUGCCUCUUCUUCAUCCAACCAUCAGGCCAUGCCUUGAAGCCAAUCGAUAUCGUUGUCUUGAAGAAGCUCUCAGAUGUUGUCAAUGUCGUCCCAGUCAUUGCCAAGUCCGAUUCCUUGACCCUUGAAGAGAGAAGCGCAUUCAAGGAGCGCAUAAAGGAGGAGUUUGCUUUCCACAACCUGAAGAUGUUCCCUUACGAUAACGAUGAGUUCGAUGAGGAGGAGCGAGCUUUGAAUGCCCAGAUCAAGAACAUCAUCCCCUUUGCUGUUGUUGGAUCUGAGAAGUCUAUCAUUGUUGGAGGCAAGCAAGUCCGUGGACGCCAAAACAGAUGGGGAGUUAUCAACGUUGAGGAUGAGAACCACUGCGAAUUCGUCUACCUCCGAAAUUUCCUCACCCGUACCCAUCUUCAAGAUUUGAUCGAAACGACAUCUCAAAUUCACUACGAGACUUUCCGUGCCAAGCAAUUGCUUGCACUCAAGGAAAGCAGCGCGGCAGGUGGUGGACACACUGGUAGCCGACCUAUCAGCCCAGCAGCCGAUAGAGAACUCAGCAGAAACUCCCAGAGAAUGACGAUGAACGGCUACUAG
Lachnellula hyalina is the source of this 1026-nucleotide messenger RNA. RefSeq names its product Septin spn2-like protein (gene spn2). The transcript is spliced from 3 exons. Lineage: Eukaryota; Fungi; Ascomycota; Leotiomycetes; Helotiales; Lachnaceae. Gene Ontology annotation, cellular component: septin ring; septin complex; microtubule cytoskeleton. The record is from RefSeq and is a predicted model, not a curated record. Gene Ontology annotation, biological process: cytoskeleton-dependent cytokinesis. Gene Ontology annotation, molecular function: GTP binding; GTPase activity; molecular adaptor activity. Bases 1 to 1026 code for a protein of 341 amino acids.